AUGGGGCCAGAGGGGAAGGAUUACGCGAUGAGCGUGUCGGUCGGCGUGAGCGCUACCGGCGGCACGGAGCCGAUGCCUGAUGCCGUUAAGCUCGAACCGACCGAGAACACUCCCCCCGCAGCCUCCCCCCGCCGCUCUGCCAUAAAGCGCGAGCCGCAUACGACGCCGCCCCGUGCCAGCCGCCCACGGCGUGCGCCCGAGCUCAUCUCGUGCCGCGAUCUCGGCAAGUACGUCGACGGUGUCGACUCUGAGGUCCUCCAGCGCGAGGCCGAGGCGGCGCGGUCCGAGCGGAAGAGCAAGACACAGGCCCUCUCUGCGAUGGCGCGCGGUGCCAUUGAUGGAGCCUCGGAUGCAUCGUCGACCGGCCCCUCUGCACAACGACAUGCAACACGCAAGGCAGCGCGCAUGCCCCGCCUCCCCCCACUCGUGUACGACUAUAUGAAUGCCGCCCAGGCGGACGGCGCUCCUGCGCCGAUUGCGACAUCUGCCACGACACCGCGGCACGUAUCGCGCACGCAGCCGCGCGUCUUUGGCCUGGAAGAAGCGCCGACGUUCUAUCCGACGUGGGAUGAGUUCCAGGACCCUCUCCAGUACAUCGAGUGGACCGCGAGCCCGAGUGGCGGGAACGGCGUCGAGUACGGUAUCGUCAAGAUCGUUCCCCCAGAGGGCUGGAAGAUGGACUUUGUCGCAGACGAGCAGACCUUUCGCUUCCGCACACGAGUCCAACGCCUCAACGAGCUAAGUGCCGAAGGGCGCGUCUCGCAAAACUACCGCGAGCAGCUCGAGCAGUUCCACGCACAGCAAGGGCACGGCAAGGUGAAUGUCCCUUUCCUCCACGGCCGCGCCCUCGACCUGCACGCACUCAAGCGCGCCGCACAGGCGGCGCACGCCGGAGCGGCGAGCAGCGGCCCCGAGUGGCCCGCCGUUGCGGAGGCGAUGGGGUAUGACGAGGCGCAUGCAGCCACGCUGAAGAACGUGUAUGCACGCCUCAUUGCGCCGUUCGAAGAGUACCUCGUGCACGCCAAAGGCCGGCGGCCCACCGCUCCUGUGCCCACAGCGCCUGUCGACGACACGGCGUGCGACGUGUGUCGCGUGUCGGACAACGAGGCGCGUGUGCAGUGCAGCGACUGUGAGAAGCAUUUCCACCUCGGGUGCCUCACGCCGCCGCUGGCGCACGCCCCUCGUGGCGACUGGGUGUGCUCCGCGUGCCUGGUUGGAACAGGUGGCGACUUUGGCUUUGACGAUGGCGAGACGCACUCGCUGCACAGCUUCUGGCAGCGGUGUGCCGCCUUCCAGCGUGCCUGGGCGGCGCGUGCGAGCAAGCACGGCGCGCCUGAGGAUGCGGAAAAGUGGGCGCGCCUUCCGACGCGCAGCAAUGCGGACGCGACGCUUCUCGAGGACGAAGACUUGAUCGAGGCCGAGUUCUGGCGGCUGGUGCACAGCACGCAGGAGCUGGUCGACGUCGAGUACGGCGCAGACGUGCACUCGUCUACGCACGGCAACGCGGCGCCGACGAUGGAGCGCCAGCCGCUGAACCCCUACGCACGCAGCGGCUGGAACCUGAACAAUUUGCCGAUCCUCCCCGCGUCCUUGCUGCGGUACAUCAAGUCCGAGAUUAGCGGAAUGACCGUGCCCUGGAUCUACCUCGGCAUGAUGUUUUCGGCAUUCUGCUGGCACAACGAGGACCACUAUACCUACUCGGUGAACUACCAGCACUGGGGCGCGACCAAGACCUGGUACGGCGUCCCAGGCGCGGACGCGGCCAAGUUUGAGGCAGCCAUGCAGCGCAUCGCGCCCCAGCUCUUUGAGGCGUGCCCGGACCUCUUGCUGCAGCUCGUGACGAUGAUGUCGCCGGAGCUGUCGCGUGCCGAAGGCGUGCGGACGUAUGCGUGCAACCAGCGCCCAAACGAGUUUGUAAUCACCUUUCCCAAGGCGUACCACUCCGGCUUUAAUCACGGCUUCAACCUGAACGAGGCCGUGAACUUUGCACUGCCCGACUGGGUAAUGGACGGACUCGCAUGUGCGCAGCGCUACCAGACCUUUGCGCGCCAGCCCGUCUUUUCGCACGACGAGCUGCUCGUGACCAUUGCGCUACACAACCAGCAGCUGAGCACGGCUGUGUGGCUCCAGAGCGCGUACCGCGACAUGGUCGACCGCGAGAUGCAGGCGCGCGCGGCGCUGCGUGCGCAAAACAUCGCCGAGGAGCUCGUGGAGCACGACCGGCCCGAGGCCGAGUACCAAUGCGCGCACUGCAAGACACUGUGCUACCUCGCCCAGGUCACGGCACGCGAUACAAAGGAAGUCGCAUGCCUCGCACAUCCAUCCGAGGUGUUUUCGUGCGACAAGGACCAGUGGACGCUCCGCCUGCGCUUCCCAGACAACUACCUCGAGACGCAGGCGACCAAACUCUCGGAGCGCGCGUCGAUUCCCCAGUCCUGGCAGGACCGCGUGCAGAAGCUGCUGAUCCAGCAUCCCCGCCCACCGCUGCGCACGCUGCGCACGCUGGUCCAGGAAGGCGAAAAGAUUGCGUUUCCCAUGCCGGAAAUGGCGCAGCUCCAGACGUUCCUCGAGCGUGCCACGCCGUGGGUCCAACGCGCGCAGGUCUUCUUGUCGCGCCGCCAGAAGCGCGGCGAAAACGCACCGAAGCGGAGAGGACGCGCGCGCGAGCCGUCGCCACCGCCUCCCGAGAGCACGCAGGACCGCUCGCCGGAAGCGCUGCUACGUCUCUGUGCCGAAGUGCCUUCGCUGCCGUUCGAGGCGCCCGAGUUUGCGAGCCUCGAAGGCGUGGUCGAGCAGAUGGCCGUCUUUACGCGCGACUCGGCGACGUUCCUUGCACUUGAUCCGCAGGCCUCGGAUGCGCACCAUCGCAUCGACGAUGCCGAGCGCGUGCUGGACCAAGGCGCACUCCUCCAGGUCGACGUGCCCGAAGUCGAGGCACUGCGGCGCUGGAUCGCGCAUGCCAAGUGGUUCUCGGAGCUCGACGACAUCGGCGAAAAGUUCCUGACGCUCGAGGAGGUCAACGAGCUGCUCACCGAGGCGGAGCAGGCCGGCAUCGAUGUGCGCCUGCCGCAAGUGCAAUCGCUCUUGCAGCGGCGCCAGCGCGGCGAGGAAUGGGGCGUCGCGGCCCUGGCGCUCCUGGAUGGCACGCACGUAUUUGAGCGCUCGGCCAUUGACGAGCUCCUCGACGUGCCGGCGAACGUGGCUACGUCGAGCGAAGUGCGUGGCCGUGCUACUGCACUGCAGCACAAGGCCGCACAGUGGCACGAAGUGGUUACGGAUAUCUAUAACCAUACGCACCCAUCGCCGCAGGUGCUGCAGACGACGACCGAGGAGCCCGCGCGCCUCUCCGAGGCCCGGCAGGUGCUCGCCGAUGCGGCCGAAGCACGGAUCGAGCUGCCAUUCGCCAAGGACCUCGCCGAGGGCAUCGCAUUGCACGACCGCUGGAACAAGGAGCUGGCGGGCAUCCUGCGCAAGGCACAUCCCAAGGCCAAGGGCGGCGAUCCCGUCGAAUUAGCACGCCGCUUCUGCGAGCAUACGAGAAAUGCAGCCGCAGCAAAUGCGCUGACGGAGUGGGAACAAUAUACCGCCUUUCAGAAGGAAAAGGUGCGCGCGGAGGAACAGCAGCGCACCGACGCAGUGGCAAACGGUGGGGCCAAGAUGGAGGAUGGAGACGCACCAGUGUCGCAAAAUGGCACGUCUGAGGCAGCUGUGCCGCCGACGGAGCAGCCGGCCGUGGCGCCAGAGCCGCAGGCUGUACAGCCCGAGUCGCAGCCUGCCCAGGCUGAGGUACACCCUGCUCAGCCUGCACCUGAGCCCGCGUCGCAGCCCUCGCAGCCCGCGUCGCAGCCUGUACAGCCGUCCGCGUCGCAGCCCGAGUCCUCGUCGGCUCCGGAGGCUGCUCCGCAGCUCGAGCCGCAGACUGCUCCGCAGCCCGAGCGCCAGCCCGGGCACCCACCCACUCAGCAGCCCGAGCCGCAGCCUUCCCAACCCGAGCCCAAGGCCGAGCCCGAGCCUGUCCCGUCCGAUCCGCAGCCUGCCGAGCCUGUUCUCCCCAACGGCACCCAUCAUACCACGACCGCUCCCUCGGGAUCUUCAGAGAGCGGCACCCCGGGUCUCGCUGAGCCAGCAACCACCAGCACACAGCCUGCCGCGGCGGACGAAACGCCUCCCGAGCCGCCCGCGCCCGCGCCCUGCAUCUGCUUUGAAAAGUCGCGUGAGCGUACCGUGACAUGCAAGACGUGCGAGAUGCCCUUCCAUCUCAAGUGCCUAGACCUGCGUCCCAAAGGCCUGGGCCGGCAGUGGCAGUGCCCCUUUUGCGAUACCAGCAAGCUGCUUCCCCUGUUGCAGACGCGCCAUGCCGUUUCGCAGCUUCCUCUGGUCGCUCUUCUGCAGAACGCGGCGUUCCAGCGCGAUAAGUUCCGCUUCCUGCCGUCCAACUACACGGCCCUCCAAGCGGCGAUCCGCGCUACUGUCGAGUUUGGUGUCGCAGUGACGAUGCGCUUCCGGCACGGGGCACUCCCCUCGGAGCUUGUGAAUGAGCCGCGCUCGGACAAGGUCGAGAUCACGCCGCUGAUCCGCGAAGUCACGCGGCGUGCAAUCGGGUGCCCAGUCGACGUGCUGCUCAUUGCCGACGCAACGCCGAAGCAGAAUGUGCCGUCGGUGCUCGAUGCGCUCAUCCCCGCCUUCCAUCUGCAGCGCGAGGUGAAAGAGGCGAAGCCCGAGGCGCCGAAAGCGCCCGAGGCCCCUCCAAAGGCGCCUGCGCGCCGUUCGAAGCGCGCGCGCCUCACCUUCCGCGAAGAAAAGCCACCGACGCCCCAAGGCGAUGUACCGGUGCACUGCUUCUGUGGGCAGCCGGAUACAGGGACGAUGGUGCAAUGCGACAAGUGCUCGCUGUGGUUCCACAAUGCUUGCAUGUACAUCGAUGACCCCGAGAGCCUGCAGGAGAAGUGGUUCUGCCCGGUGUGCUGCCUGCGACUGCGCCGGCGCUAUCCCCAUGCCGAGGUGCGCAUCCAGGACGCAACGCCGACCGCGCCGCAGCCGCCGGUCCCGCCCAACUUCUUCGUGGAUCUUCCGGCGAGUCUGCGCUCGGAAACCAAGCCGGUGAACCGCAUGCAGCACUGGACAAACGAGCGCCGGAUCGUCUUGCACCUCGUGCACUUUGAGCCCGCGGUGCUCGUCCAGUCGGAAAAGACCAGCGAGCCAGCGCAGGAGCCACCGGCGAAGCGCGUCAAGCUCUCGCCGGAGCACGACCGCCAUUUGCAAGGACGCAUCAACUUGCUGCGCCGCGGCGUAAGCGACGCGAUGAUGAACCGGUAUGCCAUGGGAUGGAAUGGCGAUGCGAUCGUGUGCCAGCUCUCGCCGGACCGCCAGGUGGUCCUGGGACCGACGAUCCGCUUGGCGCCGGACGACUUGGACGGCACGCGCCUCUUGCGCAUGGCGCUCGAAGCGGCGUGGCAGCGGCCCGAGGUCCGCGACGGGCCAUACCGUCCCGAAAGCGAGCCGCAACUCCCUAUGCGGCCGCAGGAGCGGUACGCGCCAGGCGUUCCGAUCGCGCGGCCGCCGAUGUCGUUCCCGAGCGAGCGGCCGACGUCGAUUCCCCCUGGCGAACGGCCAAUCUCGAUCCCCCCAGGCGAGCGGCCGAUGACUCUGCCCCCAGGCGAGAGGCCAAUGACCAUCCCGCCGGGCGAGCGGCCAAUGACUAUCCCUCCGGGCGAGCGGGCGGUUCCGCGGCCGAUGAACCUGCCGAUGCCCCCCGGCGAGCGACCGAUGGGGUUUGCGGGUGCGCCGCAUCUGCCGAUCGAUCGCCCGGGGUACGUCCGCGAUCCCGUGCGCAAUCCUCUGCUGCACGACGAAGUGCGUCGUUCGAGCCUAUCGCCACGCGAAGAGCUGCGCCGCCCGAUCCUCCCCCCCCCGGGUCCCAUGCCCGGUCUCGGGGGCGACGAUGCGCGGCGCGCCGCCCCCUUGCCUCUUCCUGCGCGUCUCCCGGAAGGCAUGCCCUUCCCUCGUCCGCCGCCGAGGUGGCAUCCAUAG
Messenger RNA from Malassezia japonica, 6030 nucleotides. RefSeq lists its product as uncharacterized. Gene Ontology annotation, molecular function: histone H3K4me/H3K4me2/H3K4me3 demethylase activity; DNA binding. Bases 1 to 6030 code for a protein of 2009 amino acids. The transcript has 2 exons. The record is from RefSeq and is a predicted model, not a curated record. Gene Ontology annotation, biological process: regulation of DNA-templated transcription; chromatin remodeling. Gene Ontology annotation, cellular component: chromatin; nucleus. Lineage: Eukaryota; Fungi; Basidiomycota; Malasseziomycetes; Malasseziales; Malasseziaceae.